AGAGCGUUUGUUUUCGUUUUUGAAUUCUGCCGAAGAAGAUGGAUGUGGAGGAGAGAAUCUCGACGAAGAAGAAGAUGGAUUUGGAGGGAUUAUCAGUAAUCUGCAGCGAUCUGGGAGCUCCCGAGGAAGACGACGAUGGAAGAAGAAUUGGGUACUCGAAAAGUGAUUACUGUCUCGAUAAUUUAAAAGAUUUACUGAGAUUUCUAAGACGCGACGAUCCCGAGAGCAGAGAAGUUUUUAAACAAGUCUGUGCGUGGAAUAUAGUCGCUAAAGAUUUGAUUCCGAUCAUUGAGCAUUACCAAGAUGAACAUAACUUAGUUUUAAACUCAGUUAAAGUGUUGGUGUUUCUCACAAUGCCAAUAGAGCCUUCUUCAGAUGAUAUUCCUCAGCAGUUAGAGUAUUUAUGGGGAUUGAAAUCUGCGAUUACUUUUAGUAACAUUGUUGCAGUGAUUGUGUCUUUGCUUGAAGCUCCUCUCGAGAACUUAGAAUUAGAUGUAUUCAAUGAGGAAGAUUGGAAAUUGGUUCAGCUUGUGCUUACUUUAUUCAGGAAUUUACUUGCUAUUCAUGAUAUAUCUCCGAUUCAAAAGGCUGGAGAGUCUACUUGUUACUUUUUGUCACUGAGGGAUCAGUUUCUCGAAGUUCUGUCUCGUGAGAAUGUGAUGGACAUAAUUCUUGUGAUAACUCAGACUAUUGAGGGUUUUAAUAGUUUGUUGAGGCAUGAUAACUUACUUCUGCUUGAGAUUUAUCACUAUAUUCUCUUGGGUCAAGACAUGGAGCUCGUUGCAAAGGCUCCUGAGAAGUUGGAUCAAGGAAAAAAAGCUUCUGUAGAUAGUUUGAAGACAUUAAUGAAGGAGGAGGAAGUUAAAAGAAAGCUUGCAAGGCUCAAUAAUAUGAAUCAGCGUCAUUCACAAUUUGGUGGGACAUUCACCCGGGUUACCAUGGAUGGCACUAAAGCUGUACUAAAGGGAGUACCUUCUACUACGGAGAGCACAAUGCUAAAGCCUCAGCAAGGUCGUGGAGCCACAGAUAAGAUUGUCUGGGAGCAUGGACCAAUGUCUGUAACAAAUGACAAAGUUUUGAAGUUGCUGCAUGAUUUUAUCAAUCAGUUUAUGUCAGGAGGAUAUAAUGUUCUGAUGCAGUCAGUAUGUGAAGAUAUUGAAAAGGAGCAUCCUUCCAUUCAAAAUAGUGACAUUGUUACUUUCUUCCAAGUUGCUCAGUCCAUCACCUCUUUCCAGUUUCACAAGUCUUUGGCUUCUAAUCCAGCAACAGGAACAGAAGAAACUUAUGAACUCUCUACCAACCAGAAGGCUGGAGUAAACUUUUCCAAGAGUGACAUUUGUGCGCCGAUUGCAGCAACAAUUAAUGACAGAAUGUUUUUGCUUGUCAUUUCAAAAUGGCGCUGUGCAUUUGAUGGUCUGAAAGAAACUAAAGAUUUUAAGUUUCUAUAUGCAGCAGGCUCUCUAGUGAAAACCAUGCUUUGCUUAUUAGAUCUGGUAAUUAAAUUGCUACCUGAAGACUCUAGGGAAGCUUUUACUGUCCGCAUCUUGCUGUAUAAGUUGUUUUAUGACCAGACUGAUCAAGGGAUGUGUCAGUUCAUCCUGAAUCUGGUGAGAAGUUUUGACACGCACAAGCAACCUAAAAGUGAGCUUGGAGAUCUGGUGGAAAGCAUCCAUAUAAUAGUAGGCCUUAUGGAAAACCUUCAAGGGCGUGGAACUUUGAGGGUUUCAAAAAAAUCAAGGAAGGCAAGAAAGAGAAAAACAAUGGGAAAUAAGGAGGCCACAGUGCAUAAAGUGUCUGAAAAUCAUCCAAGUACUUCUAACGAAGCUAGCACAGCAAAAAGCAUACCGAUGGUUGAUUCAGCAAUUUCAACGGAGGAUGGACCAAUGGAUGUGCCUCCCAAUAAUCCAGGGGCAUCGAACCUAGAGACUGAAACUGAUGAAACUCAACAAACGCACACCCCGAAGUCAAAUAAUGUGGUCGAUGAUCUGUCUAGCUGCAGUGAUGAUUCUUCUGACGGCGAAGAGCAAACUGCAACAGAUGAAGUUGAUUUUAAGGUUUCCACAUUUAUUUCUGCUUUUGCAAGCAACAGCAUCAUUCAAAACCUAUGCUGGUUGCUAAAAUUUUACAAAAGCAACUCAAAACAGACGAAUCACCACGUAAUAAGCAUUUUACAGAGGAUAACAGAAGACUUGGAGCUCGCUCCCAUGUUGUAUCAGCUGUCAUUGCUAAUAACAUUCCAUAAGAUCCUUGAUGAGCAGAAAGCUUGUCCCUGCAAAGACUAUGAAAACAUAGUUACCUUCCUGACAGAUCUGGUUAGAAAUAUGUUGAAGAAAAUGAAGUCACAGCCUCUUCUCUUUGUGGAAAUUCUCUUCUCAAAGACUCGCAAAGAAUGUCAUUACAUAAAUGCUGAAUAUAUGUUGCAUGAGCUUGGCCAUCUAAGGAAACAAAUGGGUAAUCAAGAAAAGUUCUCAGGAACUGAGGAAUUUGGUACAUCAUCAGACAAAGGAUGGGCUCGCAGAAGCUUAGCAGAUGCUCUAGGUGAUGAUGAAGCUGAUGUCGUGAUUUCUUAUGAUCAAGGAUUUCAAAAUGAGGAUGAUGACAUGGUGGAAGAUAUAUCUGCAGGACCAUCUAAAAGAAAGCGAAGACUUGUUCUUGAUGGUGAUAUGGAGAUAAAAAUUAAAGACCUAUAUGACAGGUACAAAGAUGAUAAAAAUUGCAGCCGGCUUAUUGCUGAAAAUUUGGAUCCUGAUGGUGGAAUUUCUGCUGCACAAGUAACCAACAAGCUUAAACAGCUAGGUCUAGAAACAAGGAAAAGGCUUCGGCGUGGUGAUACUGAUCACCUGGAUGCAACAUCAUUUGCACAACCUUCAAACACCAGAAAGAGAGUGAGUUCCUUUAGCAAAGAACAAGAAGCUCUUAUUAAGGAACUAUACGAGAAGUUCAAGGACCAAAAGCGAUGUUGUUAUUUGAUUGCCAAUGAAUUGGGCUCUGAAAAUACAUAUACUAGUACACAGGUUUCACGUAAAUUAAAGCAACUUGGUCUCCGUCUUCCCCGUGGUAAAAAGUCUGACGCUGGCAUGAUGCUGAAAGAUGACCAUGAUGAUUCUUCAGCAGAUAAAUCCGACGAUGAAACAUUACUAGCCUUCAAGAACAGGAAGAGCAGGAAAAAUCAGAAGAACAAGCAGCACACAAGAUCAAGCAAUGAGAUCACUCCAGGAGAUUCUGAACACAAUACAGAAAGGAAUGAAACUAGUCAGCAUGUGCCUACCACUGGCGAAGAAAAGGACAAUGAUCAAAACUACAUCACCCGGGAAAGUAGAGAAUCCGAAACAGACGUUCACAUCAGCAACAAUGCUCCUUCUACUUCAUCUCCAGAAGAUCAAAAUCUUUCAUCAGAUCAUGAACUAGAGGAUGAUGAGUUAGCAGAUUCCGGUGAUGACUCUGCAGCUGGUGGUGCCUCCCUGACUCAAAGCCCGCUUAGUAGAAGGAAACUGAAGAUGGUGGUUGAUGAGGAUGACUGAAGAUAAGAGAAGUCUCGUCUUAGAUUGUUUCAGGUAACAUCUCACAGUAAAAACAAAUCCAUAGAACCAACCUUUUCUGUUGAAUCUAAUGUAUAGAAUAUUAAAAAAGAACAUAACAG
This is a messenger RNA of Arabidopsis arenosa, 3640 nucleotides long. The record is from the annotation of a GenBank genome assembly. Lineage: Eukaryota; Viridiplantae; Streptophyta; Magnoliopsida; Brassicales; Brassicaceae.